This is a messenger RNA of Vigna unguiculata (cowpea), 807 nucleotides long. RefSeq lists its product as uncharacterized. Lineage: Eukaryota; Viridiplantae; Streptophyta; Magnoliopsida; Fabales; Fabaceae. The record is from RefSeq and is a predicted model, not a curated record.
AACAUAGGAUAAGAUUCCACUGGCAGUACCUCAACUCCCAAUUAGUGCAUUAGAAAAAAUAUCAUGGCGACCAGUUGCGGUGGCAGCUUCUUAACACUGUCCUGUGCCGGAACUAUCCAAAAUCAACAUGUAUCACAACCUACAACAUUUCUUGGAGUUCGCCAUUACCCUCAUAGGAAGAGGAAAACACCGUUAGUUGUGGUGGCGGUGACCCAAGGCUCCGCCGAAUCAAGCAAGUCGGAGGAAAAAAUCCCUUCAUGGGCCAAACCAGAUUCCGAUGAACCACCACCAUGGGCCCGAGAUGAGGCCAAAAACAACACUUCGGAGCAAGGAUUUGAAAUCCCAUUCUACGCGUAUUUACUUGCCUCUGCCAUCACAGCAAUUGCUGCUAUUGGUUCCAUCUUUGAAUAUGUGAACCAAAGACCGGUGUUUGGAGCAUUAACCUCGGACAGUGUGUUUUAUGCUCCCUUGCUUGGGUUUUUUGUCUUCACUGGCAUUCCCUCUUCGGCUUUUCUUUGGUUCAAAUCUGUUCAAGCUGCUAACAAGGAAGCAGAGGAACAAGACAAGAGGGAUGGGUAUUUAUAAGGUGGAGUGGGAUUUACAUGCUUUCUUUAUUCUGUAAGUUAUGAGGAAAAUGCACAUAAUGCCGUGUUAAAUGUCAGAGUUUAAUGUGAAUAUUUAAUGUUAUGUAUGAAUACAGAUAAUAUAGUAUGGUAAAAUAUGGAGCACCAUUGUCAUCGUGUAAUCAACAUAAUUUCUGUCAAUAUAAGAAUGCUUUGUGAUGAAUAUAAGUGAAUCUUCUGAAAA